AUGAUUGCAGGAGCUUUCCUUCCAGCAAGUGUGGAGCGGCCCCACAGAGGAACCUCCACUGUUGCUUUACCCUGGAGCGGUUCUCCUGCCAGCACAGUGGACCUGGCCUGUAAGAUAUGCGUGCGCCAAGUGGAAGGAGAAGGACAGAUUUUUCAGCUGGACACUACACUGUCAGAGGAUUCCCAGAGCAUUGACACCUCUCUGCUGGACCCCGCCAGCAACAUCACCACACUGGUCGGGCCCAAUGCCUUCCGCAUCCCUGUCUCCAUUCGACAGAAGCUGUGUGGCAGCCUGGACGCACCACAGACCAGGGGCAAUGACUGGAGGAUGUUGGCCCACAAACUUAACCUUGACAGGUAUCUUAACUACUUUGCCACCAAAUCCAGUCCCACAGGAGUGAUUCUAGAUUUGUGGGAAGCCCAGCAUUUCCCCGACGGCAAUCUCAGUCGCCUUGCCCAGGUACUGGAGGAGAUGGGACGCCAUGACAGCCUUGUUCCUUCAGUGACUGAGCACUGACAUCUGCCCACCAGGGAGUGUGACAUUCCAGGGAGGAAGAAGACAUAAAAAGAAAAUAAGAAGAGGGGGGAUGCCCAAAAGCAGGAGUCAUUUGGCAUCACAGUGACAAAUGCACGUAUGCACUCACAGACGCUGCUUGUGUGUACACUCAAAGAAGUAAGAAGAUAGAAACACAGCUAGGCCUACACAGCCAUGACCCAGUUAAACAUUGGCAACAAAGGGUGUAAAAACUUGGAGGGUAAACAAGAAUCUCUGCCAGUCAUUUCUCUCUGGCUGUUCCUCUCUCUAGUAGAGCAACUUGA
Molecule: messenger RNA, 818 nt
Organism: Lates calcarifer (barramundi perch)
Lineage: Eukaryota; Metazoa; Chordata; Actinopteri; Centropomidae
Product: netrin receptor UNC5C-like
Exons: 3
Coding region: 1-516 (171 amino acids)
Biological process (GO): netrin-activated signaling pathway
Cellular component (GO): membrane
Molecular function (GO): protein binding; netrin receptor activity
Source: RefSeq, a predicted model, not a curated record